This is a messenger RNA of Melampsora larici-populina 98AG31, 2325 nucleotides long. RefSeq lists its product as uncharacterized. The transcript has 6 exons. Gene Ontology annotation, molecular function: protein serine/threonine kinase activity; ATP binding. The coding region runs from base 1 to 2325 and encodes 774 amino acids. NCBI's taxonomy places the organism in Eukaryota, Fungi, Basidiomycota, Pucciniomycetes, Pucciniales, Melampsoraceae. Gene Ontology annotation, biological process: protein phosphorylation. The record is from RefSeq and is a predicted model, not a curated record.
AUGGCGUCAAGUAUACCCAAUCCUGAUCUUGAUUCUCCUUUAUGCCGUCGUUGCGGUGAAGAUUACCCAGGUAGAAAUAAGACUCAACUGAUUUGUGAACCAUGUCAAUGGAAGCAAGAUCACCCAACCGAAGUCAAUAAGAUGGUACCUUGUCUUAUCUGUUCAGCCCAGUUUGAGGUCCUCAGCACUGGAUUGUGUGGUCGAUGCAAAAAAAAUCCAAAGGUGGUUGCGCUUCAAAGUCCUUCAGCAUCUCGUCCAUCAGUGGCAUCACCAGCUAAAUCAAUCAUUCCACCAAUCAUGAAUUCACCGCACAAAACCCUUUCUUCUCUUUCAAUUCCCUUUGGCUCUCAAUCAUGCUUGAUCUCGCCUUCAAAGACAUCUAUCACCUCAAGUUAUCAACCUUUGAUACAUUCCGGAUCUUUGCGUCACUCAAGCUCUCAGGCAUCGGAACCUCUGACUCUCAACACAGCUACACCUUCAUCAGCUCAUUAUGGAAUGCACCUUGAGAGCAGUGUUCAAAGAGCAAUUUCUCAGGCUCACGAACUUCAAUCUCGCCAACGUCAACUGCAGAUAAAUAACCAUCGAAAGGCAGCUGGUCCGUAUCCUCCCAGCACUGAAGCAAGAUCAUUUGCAAGAUCCCAGCUAAAGAGAGUAUCCGGAUCAAAGGAACCAAAAACAACUGGAAAUUUGCUCAUUAAUAUUGCUUAUAUGUUGGAUAGUGAACUGGUUGAAACUCAAUUGCUUGGUGCUCGAUUUGAAUACGAUUUCUCACAGCCAGAUUGGAUGAUUGAUUCGACAAAACAGGCCUGUACUUACUUUAGAGAUCGCCACCCAACUUUCCCCUCACCUCAACAAGUAGUUGAGCUUGGCCUUCUUAGCCUACCACCUUAUCAGAAAGAAUGGUACCACCUGGGUGAAUUAAGCGGACGCAAAUCAUUACCUAAUCUUAUCAACGAAAGUUACCUUCGUUCAAAAAUCGCUAGUGGACGUGGUCUCGACAAGAUUGUGUUAAUUUACAAUUCACAUGAAUAUCUGACGGCAAUCGGUGAAGAAAAUGUUGAAGAUGACUUCCUACACCUAGAACGUUUGUCAUCUAUUCCUCCACGUAGCAUCACAUUACGAUCAGAUUCUGCCAAAACUUCAGUGGUUCAGCAGGGAUCAGUCAUUUCAAAUGUUGAUCAUGAGUCUACACCUCCUCCAAUAAGCACCUCGAUUUCAAAAGACCCCAGACCAAUUGUACAAUCGAUCGAAACUCAAACAUCACCACCAAUUUUGCAUUCAAAAGGAACCCAGACUCCUUUAUACCAACAAUCAGUUGAACAAGUCAAUACCGAGCUUGUUUAUGAAUUGUCUGCUGAACCUGUUCAUCAAGUGCUGAAAAAGAUCUUCGAUGAUGCCCCCGGUGGUAAAGUUACUUUUAAUUGUUUAGGGAUGAUGCGAGCCCUUGGAAGAGGAACUCUUAAUGUUACGACCAUUUCUCGAAGCCGUAUCAGCCCUGGUUGGAAAGCUGGUUCAAUGCUUACUAUCAUCACAACUCAUCCUGACUCACCUGAUCUUGAUCAAAACAUACUCGAUCGACUAGUAUUUGAAAAGGCCGACAUCAUGUAUUAUGUCGAUCGUCUUGCAUUGAUUGGAAGUGGAGCGUUUAUGAACUGUUACAAAGCAAAGGUUGUAAUCGAGGGUCAAGUGCGAGAUAUGGUUGCUAAGCAGGGAAUAGGAGCUUCAAUCAGUAUUGAAAGCUAUCAAGCAUUGGCACAGCGCUAUCUACAAGCAGAAAGGUGUAUAGAGAUGUUCAAGCUUGCUCUUGUCAAAAACUUUAUUGUACACCAAGGACGCUCGGAUGAUCCUAAAACAGCCAACAUAUUUUUAUUUGAAGAGAAGAUUGAAGGAAAUUUUGUGAAAUUUUUUGGUAAUCUAUUCUUUGGAAUCCCCGAGGACAAGGAGAAUGAAACCAUAUAUCAGAUUAUGCAUACAUUAUCACACAAAACUUAUCAUGAUAGCUAUGGUAGAUGGAUGAUUGCAGAUAUUCAAGGAAAUAAAGACGGGCUACUCACAGACAUCGCUAUCAUAGAUGAAGAGUACCCAUGGACUAUGGGAAACACCAACCGACUUGGUUUGAUUGGAUUUUGCCUAACAGCAAAAUGUAACUCCUUGUGUAAGUAUCUUGACCUCCCACCUCCUCGUAGUGCUAGAUACCCCAAGCUUGUGAAUGGUGUAGUGGUUGAAGGGACUGAGAACGAUUUUCCCGUGCUGGAUUCUGAUGCUGAGCGCUCAUGGGAAUUAGAGGCUGGUAUCCGUUCUAUUUCUGCAUCAACUCAUUGUUAA